Molecule: messenger RNA, 1529 nt
Organism: Ostrea edulis (European flat oyster)
Lineage: Eukaryota; Metazoa; Mollusca; Bivalvia; Ostreida; Ostreidae
Product: ras-related and estrogen-regulated growth inhibitor-like
Exons: 4
Coding region: 544-1260 (238 amino acids)
Molecular function (GO): GTP binding; GTPase activity
Source: RefSeq, a predicted model, not a curated record
UGAAAAGAGAUGCUCAAUGAAUUUUGAGAUAACAGAUAAUUUUCCAUGAAACGCAUCAAUUUCUACUUACUACGUGUAAUUCACGGGAGCACGAUUUCACGCUGCUCUAGACGCUCGGUGCGUUGUCAUUCUCUAUUAAUGCGACCGCGAGAAUACCAGCGCAAACAGUUCGCUAAGAGCGCUAUGAUAGUGUGAACCACGGUGAGGAUUCGGUGGCACAAAGUUUGUUUACAAACUACUUAUAAAUGGUGCUUAUAAGUGACCUACGUGUAGUUUAUUGACCAAGUAUUUUUCUCUUAUGCAAAGUCCAUAGCUAUAAAAAUUAAUUUGCGGAGGCAGGGACUUUUAAUUUUCAGCUGACCAAUAGGAGCAGUGCAGUUUGACCCAUCUAAAGCGAAGUGAUUUCUCCGUCAAUAGACCGGUAUACUAAAGACUGUUGAAACCUCGACUUUUUUGUGUGCCAGUACAUUAAUCGGAAUUGGGUAUUGGACUAUUGAGACUUAUAUGGUGUUUUUGAUUUGUGGAAAGGAUAUUUGGUAAAAUAUGAGAACUAUGUCGGUACCUCGACGAAAAAUAUCAGUGUCUUCGAAACAGAAACCAUUGCGGAUUGCUAUCCUUGGUCAAAAUGGGGUCGGGAAAUCGGCCCUUACAGUGCGUUUCAUCACCCGGCGGUUCAUAGGGGAAUACGAUCCAGAUUUAGAAAAAGUUUACGCCUGUUCACGAUGCAUAGAUGGUGACACUGUGACUCUCGAACUAUUGGAUACUGCCGCACAGGAGGAGAAAUGUCGUUUAGAAGAUCAUAUCAAAUGGGCGGAGGCUUAUAUCCUUAUGUAUUCUGUGACGGACCGGUGUAGCUUUAGUGAAGUGAGUAGGCUGAAAUUCCUCAUCAAUUCCUAUAGCAAGAAACAACGCAAAAGUGUUACGUCACCAGAUUCUGUUAUGAUGUCAACACCAGUGGUUCUAGUGGCCAAUCAGAUUGACAGAAUUCAUGACAGGAUGGUGACACAGGAUGAAGGAUUUCAACGAUCUCUAGAGCUUGGCUGUUUAUCUUUCUAUGAAAUUUCUGUCAGGGAAAACGUGGACUCCGUUUCCAAUAUAUUCGAAGACAUUUAUCUCAUGUGCCGGAAACCGCGCAAAUGUCGUCAACAGCUCUGCAAACAGUUGUCGUUACCAGCCUUUAUAAACGAAGAUAAACCGGAAGAGACUUUUGACCCGUCUUCUUUGAACAGACGACGAAAAGCUAUCUUUACUGUGAGCUAAUUACGACCAUUCUGAUAGUAUGUGUAACACGCACUGAUGGGUGCAUGAAGUGUUUGCAAGACGUCUAUGAUGAACCGCGUAAUAAAAAGCGUAUCUGUGAUAUUUCAUAACUAAUAAUUAAUGUUAGGAAAUUUAUUUUAUGCAGGUGGUUUUAUGUAUUCCAAACGAAAGAAGCAAUACGUGACUACUUGUUCAUUGGUACAUUUCUGUUGUUUGUUUUACUUUCAAUGUUAUUGAGGAUGUUCCACAUAUUAAAUCGUGAAAACAGA